Messenger RNA from Lucilia cuprina (Australian sheep blowfly), 1877 nucleotides. It is a transcript of the gene Sgsh, whose product is annotated as N-sulphoglucosamine sulphohydrolase. Lineage: Eukaryota; Metazoa; Arthropoda; Insecta; Diptera; Calliphoridae. The transcript is spliced from 2 exons. Gene Ontology annotation, molecular function: arylsulfatase activity. The record is from RefSeq and is a predicted model, not a curated record. The coding region runs from base 197 to 1771 and encodes 524 amino acids.
ACAAUAAACGAAAUGAGAACAAACUGCAGGAGAGUUUGGUUUUUGUUUAUCCAAACCGGCCGCACUUUUUCCAUUGUUUGGAAGAAAGUCUACUUAAAAUUAAGAUUAGAAUGUAAAAAAUAAAUCAGUUUCUAUUUAAAGGCGAAGGAGAAUGGAAUAAUAAAAAACGGAAAGAAAUAAAAGCACCUAAACAACUAUGAAGUCUAACAUAUGGUCAAUUUUAUUAAUUUCUACUUUAUCGCUGACUUUGUGCCGGGCAGGAAAAAUUAAAAAUGUUUUAUUAUUGCUGGCCGAUGAUGCUGGCUUUGAGAUGGGAGCGUAUUUGAACAAAUAUUGUCAAACUCCAAAUUUGGAUAAUUUGGCCAGAAAAGGUUUACUUUUCAAUAAUGCCUUUACUUCAGUCAGUAGCUGUUCACCAAGUCGGGCCCAAAUUCUUACGGGACAGGCUAGCCAUGCCAAUGGUAUGUAUGGUUUACAUCAAGGUGUACACAAUUUCAAUGUUAUACCAGGUGUGAAAUCAUUACCAAAUGUCUUAAGGGAACACUCUAAAGGCUCGGUUUUGAGUGGUAUUAUUGGCAAGAAACAUGUGGGUUCGAAUAAUGAUUUUAAAUUUGAUUUUGAACAAACUGAGGAGCAACAUUCCAUUAAUCAAAUUGGUCGAAAUAUUACCAAUAUCAAAUUGUUCACAAGAGAAUUUUUGCAAAAGGCCAAAAAUGAAAAUAAGCCAUUCUUUUUAAUGGUAGCUUUUCAUGAUCCUCAUAGAUGCGGUCAUAUUACACCACAAUAUGGAGAGUUUUGCGAGAGAUGGGGAUCAGGUGAAGAAGGUAUGGGCACAAUACCCGAUUGGAAACCCAUAUACUAUGAUUGGCGUAAUUUGCAAGUACCAGCUUAUUUACCCGAUACUGAUGUUGUGCGUCAAGAAUUGUCUGCCCAAUAUAUGACCAUGUCCCGUUUGGAUCAGGGUAUUGGUCUGGUUCUAAGAGAAUUGCAAAAUAUUGGUUAUGACGAAAAUACUUUAGUUAUUUUCACCUCAGAUAAUGGACCACCAUUCCCCUUAGGUCGUACAAAUCUGUAUGAACAUGGUAUAAGAUCACCGUUUAUUUUGGCCUCGCCCAUUAAUGAGGACAGACAUUUGCAAACUACUGCAGCCAUGACCAGUUUAUUGGAUAUUUAUCCCACCGUUUUGGAGGCCUUAGGAAUAAAGCAAGAUAAUACAACCGAACAAACAUAUACCAAAUCCCUAUUGCCCCUUCUGAAGGCAGAACCUCAGCCAUUUGAAGAUGAUGCUGUUUUUGGUUCUCAUAAUUAUCAUGAAAUAACCAUGAACUAUCCAAUGCGUAUGAUACGUACUAGACGUUAUAAACUUAUACACAAUCUCAAUUACUGGUCCUACUUCCCCAUAGAUCAAGAUUUCUACACUUCACCCACAUUCCAACAAAUUCUUAAUGCCACAAUAAAUCAUCAACCAUUGGCCUGGUAUAAAAACUUACUGUCUUAUUAUCAACGCUCAGAAUGGGAAUUGUAUGAUAUAAAAACAGAUUCAUUGGAACGUUUCAAUUUGGUGGAUAAGCCCAAAUAUAAAGCAAUUUUGAAACAGUUAAAACAGCGUUUAUUAAAAUGGCAAAAUGAUACUAACGAUCCAUGGCGUUGUGCACCACAUGCUGUCCUACAGGCUCAGGGUGUUUUUAAAAAGAAUCCAGUAUGUUUGUCUUUGGCUCAUGAAGCUCUAAAGAAACCUUUAACUCACUACGAAAAAUAUGUAUUACUUUAAGUUUAAAUUUUAAUUAAGAAUGUAUUGAAAAAAAAUUAAAUUUUAUUAUUUUUAGCUGUGCAUUACAAAACUGAGUUAUUAUUAUAAUAAAGAACUCUUUUAGAAC